GUUGAAUCAUUCAAUAGAAAUCCCAUUGAAUUAUUAAUCCAUUGUGACUGGUAAUAUCGUGUUAAUUGUUCUCUAAAAAUUGUCAGACAGGCGAAAUAACUGGCGCUAUUGGAUCGUUCAACCAAAAGAUGAAAAUUAUCGAAAUUUUAUUCACAACGAGUUAUUUGGUUGACUUCUGUGCCUCCAAAUGCCCGAAUGGAAUAAACGGGUAUGGAAUGACAGAGAAAGCACGCAUUGACGUGCUGUUUUGGCACAAGCACUAUAGAAGUGAAUUGGUCGAAGGAUUAGUACCUAAUCUCCCUAAAGCGAAGGAAAUGCCAGAAAUGUUCUACGAUGCUGAAUUAGAAACCGAAGCUCAAUAUUUCGCAAAUCAUUGCCAUUAUGAAUAUGAGAACGUUACCACAAAAUCUUGGGGACUGGUGGGUAUAAAUUUACAUAUUCAGGUCAGUAAGAACUUCGAUAGGAGGCAAGAGUGGGCUCAAGUUGUAUACGAAUGGUGGCACGAGCAAGAUAUGUAUUAUUUUGGUAAAAGUGUUAUUACCCAAGCUAAACAUUUUGGACAGAUAAUUUGGGCAAAAACUGAGAAUAUUGGAUGUGGCUUCACAAUCUUCCCAAUUAAACAUCCUAAUCUGAUACUUUUCCACAAAUUUUACGUAUGUGCCUAUGCACCAAAGGGAAAUAUACCUGGUGAGCUUCCUUACGAAGUGGUAUCAAAGGGAAAAAAUUGAGAAUAUAUUCCAUCAAUUUUCAUUUGGAUUCAAGAGGGAAGAAGACAAACUACAUCUCAACUAGUGACAAUUUUAUUUGAGCAUAAAUGCAACUGUUUCUUUGAAAUAAAAAUGUUUUUAUCCA
This is a messenger RNA of Coccinella septempunctata (seven-spotted ladybird), 852 nucleotides long. Its product is annotated as venom allergen 5.01-like. Bases 129 to 728 code for a protein of 199 amino acids. Lineage: Eukaryota; Metazoa; Arthropoda; Insecta; Coleoptera; Coccinellidae. The record is from RefSeq and is a predicted model, not a curated record. The transcript is spliced from 6 exons.